Molecule: messenger RNA, 807 nt
Organism: Onthophagus taurus
Lineage: Eukaryota; Metazoa; Arthropoda; Insecta; Coleoptera; Scarabaeidae
Gene: eIF3k
Product: eukaryotic translation initiation factor 3 subunit k
Biological process (GO): regulation of translational initiation
Cellular component (GO): cytoplasm; eukaryotic translation initiation factor 3 complex
Molecular function (GO): translation initiation factor activity; ribosome binding
Source: RefSeq, a predicted model, not a curated record
UAAUUACUACCUUCACAUUAUACCCCUCUUUAUAACCUGUCAAAAUAACCAUACGUUUUUUGAGAUUUUUCUUUUCAAUUUCUCUAUAAUAACCGAUAAACCAUAACUUUACAACAAUGGCAGAAGCUAUGAAACAAGUCGUAGCAGAUAUGCUAAAAGGAAUUGAAAGAUACAACCCGAAUAAUCUCCCUACGUUAGAGCGUUACGUUGAAAUUCAAUCCAGAGAGAAUGCUUACGAUUUAGAAGCAAAUUUGGCGGUGUUAAAACUGUAUCAAUUAAAUCCGCACAAAUUCAACAUGGAUAUAACAAGCCAAAUCUUAUUAAAGGCUUUAACGAAUCUGCCACACACCGAUUUUAUUCUGUGUAAAUGCUUGUUGAGUGAACGUAAAUUGGUUGUGGAACCUAUAAAUCAAAUUACUUAUUUGGCUGAUAUCCUGGAACAAUGCGAUUUUCAAAUCUUUUGGACGAGGGUUCAUUCGAUGCCGGAAUUAACGCAAAGAAUAACGGGAUUUUUGGAUUCGAUAAGAAAGUUUGUUUGCCAUGUUGUUGGAAUUACCUAUCAAAGUAUUGAAAAGAGGCAUUUGGCUCAACUUUUGGGCGGAGUUGAUGAUAUCACUUUGAAACAUUGGGUUAAGAAGUACGGAUGGAAAGAAGAGGGUAAUUUGAUAUUCAUUUCCAAUCAAGAUGAAAACAUCAAGACGAAAAAUAUUAACGAAAAGAUCGAUUUUGAAAGUGUUGGAGCUAUUAUGGCUGCAAGCCGUUAAUAACUUUUUAAAUUUAAUUUCUUAAUAAAAAGAUCAAGUAAUU